CUCUCUCUCUCGCUUCUCGCGCACACACACAGCGCUGGGUUUCCACUGCAAAGUUCUUCGUCAGAACAAUCAAUGGAAAUUGAAUUAAGGGUCCGCUGAAAUUUCAAUGGAUAACUCUCUUACAGCCAUGCCCGAGUCAAACGAGCAAGAAGGAGCUCAAUCCUUUAAUCAAACCUCUCCAGCAAGAAGAGCUGGCCUCUUCUAUAAGCUGGUAGUGCCAUCCAUUCUUCAAGACAAGAAGCUGAAAAUACCAAACAAGUUUGCUAAGAAGUUUGGAGGUGAUAUUUUGGAUCUUGUUACUCUGGUUGCUCCUAAUGGUUAUCGAUGGGUUCUGGAAUUAAAAAGACAUGGCCGUAGUAUGUGGUUUGAGGAUGGUUGGCAUGAAUUUGUCAAACACCAUUGCAUUCAAGUUGGACAGCUCUUGGUCUUCAGAUUUGAAGGAAAUUCCGUUUUCAACUUUUACAUGUUCAACCUAACUGCAAUUCCAAAUGGUCCAUGCAAUACUUCAAAUGCUUCCAUUGAACAAAACGAUGGCGAACAAUGCCCAGAUACACUUGGAAAAGAAGCUGAAUACAAGAAAUUAGUUGAAAUAUUAGGAACUGGUUCUCCUGACCCCUCUCCACGUCCUUCUGUCAAGGACCUUGUUUGUGAGUUUCCAGAUCAGCAAAAAUUCAAUGGAAGUUGCAAUGGGACUAGCAUUAAGAAUUUUAUGCAUUGGUUCGACACAGAGAACCUGCAUCCUCUAAAGGAUUUUGAUAAUCCACUAAAGCAUUUAGAUAAGUUGCGCAUGCAACUACUAAAUUCAAAUCGAGAUAUCGGUAUACAGUUCGACGGGGAUGAGCUUGCGAAAGCUAGAGAAAAUCAUGACUUUCAAUUGAAUCAAUCCUCUGAUGAAAGAGAGGAAGGAGCCAUGAAAAAGAAGUUAAAACUUGAACCAAUUGACUACUACAAUGACAAUGAGCCAAUAGACGAAAAAAAAUGUGGAAACGUCCCACAUAAAAUUAAUAGGAUGGCUUUUGGAGUUGAGGAGUUCAAGUUUGGUAAUCCGUUUUGCUGGAUUGUUAUGAGACAAUCCUAUAUACGAAGAGGGUUCCAUUUGCAUAUACCAUCCAAAUUUGCGGAGAAGUAUCUAAAAGGGGUCUGGGGCGAUAUCACACUUCAGGUUUCAAGUGGGAAGCAAUGGCGUGUUCGAUGCAUUCGUGAAGGUCCUGGCACCAAGUUAACCAGGGGAUGGGCUGACUUUGUCGUGGACAACGAUUUGAAAGAAGAAGACGUUUGUGUCUUUGAGCUGAUUAAUAUGAAAGAUAUUGUGAUGCAAGUUACAGUAUUCCGUGUCCAUGGUGAUCCAACAAAAACUUGAACCCGAGGAAAUUGGAAAAACCCCAACUGGAACAUCCAGUUUAUUGUUAUGCAAUUAUGUUGGAAUUUUUCUCCAAAGACAGAUGACAAUGAGGUCUUGGUUUACACAACACCUUGUUGUUGCAGUUUAUCCUUGUAACCUUGCCCAUGUCCAUUUUUCGUCUUUAUCAUUUACAGUUUUUUCUUCAAAGCAUGAAGUUGAAGAGUGGUUGAACUUUGAAACUCCUGUGCUUAGACCUCCAUUGUAAAUUCUUCCCUGAACGGAAAAGUAAAAAAAGUUGGUGUUUCUUUUCUCCGUAAUGUAUAUUGGCAUGAACUUUGAACUUUUUUACUCAAAAAGUUGGAGAGACUGACUCUUCUUUUCCAAGGAAAUGGAUGCCACCAAUGCAAGAACGAAUCUGUUUCA
Messenger RNA from Cucumis sativus (cucumber), 1765 nucleotides. RefSeq names its product B3 domain-containing transcription factor VRN1. The record is from RefSeq and is a predicted model, not a curated record. NCBI's taxonomy places the organism in Eukaryota, Viridiplantae, Streptophyta, Magnoliopsida, Cucurbitales, Cucurbitaceae. The transcript has 5 exons. Gene Ontology annotation, molecular function: DNA binding. Bases 107 to 1360 code for a protein of 417 amino acids.